GACAAAUAUGCUUUUUGUAUAAAUAAAAGUCUUCUGCGUAGAUAUCCCGAAGAAAGGAUAUCGAGAGGCUAUUAUUAGGGUUUGUGAUUCCAUCCAAAAGAAAGAGGCAGAAAAGAUGAUAGAGGUGGUGCUCAACGAUCGUCUGGGGAAGAAAGUGAGGGUCAAGUGCAACGAAGAUGACACGAUCGGUGAUUUGAAGAAGCUUGUGGCGGCGCAGACGGGGACGAGGGCGGAGAAGAUACGGAUUCAGAAGUGGUAUAACAUCUACAAGGAUCAUAUCACUCUCAAGGACUACGAGAUCCACGACGGCAUGGGUCUCGAGCUCUACUACAAUUAGUGAACCGAACCGGAGGUGCUAAGCAAAGGAGAGCAAGUAUGAGCUGAAGAAAUGUUGCACACCUCCACAAAUAAAAAAAAAACGUACGUCUGUAAAAUUGGCUGAUUGGUUUCUGAUUUUGUAUGCUUUGGUAAAACUAUAAUCAAAUGUGUUGUAAUAAGCUACUCUUUACAACUUUUGUCUACGGUACUUGUCUCUUGGUGUUUUGCUCAGAGCUGCAUGUUGCCCAUAUCUUCUGGAAAUGCUUCUAUAUUUUGUUCGUUUAGAUUAACAAUCAUAUGUUGAUAGUGUC
Messenger RNA from Eruca vesicaria subsp. sativa (arugula), 629 nucleotides. Lineage: Eukaryota; Viridiplantae; Streptophyta; Magnoliopsida; Brassicales; Brassicaceae. The record is from the annotation of a GenBank genome assembly.